AUGUCUAACAAAUUGGAUUUUUCGUUGGAAGAGAUCAUUGCCAGAGAAGGCAUCACAUCUACAAAAGGCAAUCACAAUGAAUGUCACAAAGAGAUAACAAACAAUAAAUUUGACCAAAAUAUUGCCAACAAUGACAAUGUAUUGAAACAUAAAAAUAAUUUUACAGACAAUUUGAUGGCCAAGAAAGUAGUGGCCAAUGGUAACAGAUCGGCCAAAAACAUCCAAUUUAACCAUUCAUGCGGUCGUAUCUUCAUUGAAAAUCUCGAGCACAGUGUCGUUGACGGAGACAUUCAGCAACUUUUUGAAGCUUUCGGUUCACUCAAGAGAUCGGCUCUUAAUUAUGAUCAUAACGGUCGGUCAGCCGGCACUGCGUUUGUUGUGUUUGAACACAAAGCCGACGCCAUUACUGCUGUUAAUAGUCUUAAUAAGAUUACACUCGACGGUCGUGUCUUACAAAUGACAUUAAUUGAUGGCAACAGUUCUUCAUUUCGUCAAAAGUCAGGUCCGCAUCAAUCAAAUCUUAAUGCAAGACUCAAACCACAAUCAAAUGUGUCGACUGUUGGCACCAAAGCUGGCGAUCUUUGGUCUAAUAUAGCUAUGAAUGAAACUAUUGAAAGUUGUGACAAAAAAGUCAUUCCCACUACUGAUGAUGACUUGAAUGUAGAUAUCGACAAAUAUUUGGCCCAAAGAAAUGCUACCAAAUAG
Oppia nitens is the source of this 705-nucleotide messenger RNA. Its product is annotated as THO complex subunit 4-like. Gene Ontology annotation, molecular function: mRNA binding. Bases 1 to 705 code for a protein of 234 amino acids. The transcript has a single exon. The record is from RefSeq and is a predicted model, not a curated record. Lineage: Eukaryota; Metazoa; Arthropoda; Arachnida; Sarcoptiformes; Oppiidae. Gene Ontology annotation, biological process: mRNA export from nucleus. Gene Ontology annotation, cellular component: nucleus.